AUGGGAAUAUACAUAUUUGUGACUCUUGGAUCGUUAGUACUAUUUGUGAGUCGUGAGUUUGGACCCGAAGGUGAAGGAGCUUAUAAAGUACUGGUGUUUCUUGUUUGUAUAUCGAUACCUUCCUUUAUUGCAUACGUUUACAUCACUAUUGUUUGGAAUAUUGCUAUGGUAAUUUCGGUGCUGGAAAAGGAUUACUGGGUAAAAGCGCUAGUAAGGAGUAUGAAACUGAUUAAGGGAAAGAUAUGGGUUUCAUCCGCAAUCUUCGUUGCGCUGGAAACCAUUUUCACAGGUUUAAUGAUCGCAUUCUCUUUACUGGUGCUUGAUGGGAAGAUACUAAAUUUGGUGGUAUGCACCAUCCUGUAUCUCGGAUUGUUAUACUGGUUUGUGGCAACUUUUGAUGGGCCAGAUUAUAAAGCAUUUUCUAUUAUCAUUGCUUUUACAACUCCUUACUUGAGUGUGUUUGUUUACACGGCUAUUGUUUGGAAUAUGGCUAUGGUAAUAUCAGUACUGGAAAAAGAUUAUGGUAUAAAAGCGUUAGUAGAAAGUAUGAAAUUGAUUUACGGCAAGAUAUGGGUUUCUUCUGCUGUCUUUGUGGUGCUUGAAAUCAUUUUUGCGGGUACAAUUAUCGCGUUCUCUUUACUGGUGCUCAACAGAAACAUAUUGAAUUUGGUGGGUAAUAUAUUUGUAGGAAUUGCUUGUUAUUUGCUCCUGCCUGUUUUGUUUCAUUUUUCUCUUGUACUCCAAGCAAUUACCUAUUUUGUCUGCAAAGCUUACCAUAAUGAGGACAUAUCAAACAUUGCUGCUCACCUAGACAUUUCUUAUGUCACUUUGGGCAGGAGAAAUGAGGAAGUUUAG
Messenger RNA from Papaver somniferum (opium poppy), 855 nucleotides. RefSeq lists its product as uncharacterized. The transcript is spliced from 2 exons. Lineage: Eukaryota; Viridiplantae; Streptophyta; Magnoliopsida; Ranunculales; Papaveraceae. The record is from RefSeq and is a predicted model, not a curated record. The coding region runs from base 1 to 855 and encodes 284 amino acids.